Molecule: messenger RNA, 816 nt
Organism: Pistacia vera
Lineage: Eukaryota; Viridiplantae; Streptophyta; Magnoliopsida; Sapindales; Anacardiaceae
Product: probable disease resistance protein At1g61190
Exons: 3
Coding region: 1-816 (271 amino acids)
Molecular function (GO): ADP binding
Source: RefSeq, a predicted model, not a curated record
AUGGCUGAAAUAGCUGCUACUGCUGCUUCCAAAGCUGCAGAACAAGUUACAGAGACUUACCAGAAGUAUAUGGAGAAGGCAAAGGAACAAAUUGAGGAGGUCAGAAGUCGAAGACAGGAUGUGGAAGCAGAUGUUGACGUUGCUGAAAGACAAGGGGAAGAGAUUUACAAUGAAGUUACAGACUGGCUGAGAGGCAUGGAAGGUUUCAUGGAACGUGAAGUAAAGCUCGUUGAUGAUGAAGAUAAAGCAAAAAGGCUUAGCGAGGAUGCAGAGCAGGUGGCAGAGGAUGGAGCCAAGCUCUUGGAAAAAGGAAAAUUCAGUGGAGUUUCCCACCCCGCUAUUCUAAGGAGGACAAAAUCCAUAUUUGUCGGCGAGGAUUAUGAGAGGUUUCACUCAAGAGAGUCCAAUUUCCAGGAUAUCAUAGAGGCAUUGAAGGAUUCUAAGGUUAAUAUGAUUGGAGUGCACGCGAUGGGUGGUGUGGGAAAAACCACGCUGGUCAAAGAAGUUGCUUGGAGAGCCAAGGAAGAUAGUUUAUUUGAUGAGGUGGUAUUUACUGAGGUAACACAAACUCUUGAUCUUAAAAAAAUUCAAGUCGACAUUGCUAGUCAAUUGGGCAUGGUAUUUAAAGACCAAGAGAAUCUAUCUGGAAGAGCUGAUCAAUUACUUUAUAGGUUGAAAAAAGCCAAGAGAAUCCUUGUAAUUGCAUAUAAUAUCUGGAAGAAGCUUGACUUGAAGGUUGUUGGGAUUCCUUUUAGCUAUGAUGAUAAAGGUAGCAUCCAACAAGACAAGAAAGAAAGCAACGAUGAGAAAUUGUGA